UAUAGAUAUGGUUUGUUCUGUACUUGAGAAACUCAAUUCAUAGAGAAGAAGAAGAAUGAUGGUCAAAUCUAUCCAGCUUCAGCUAUGCGGCUUUGUUACCCAACGCUGGUCUCUUAAACCUCGAUCCUCCCUUUCAUUCUCAUCACUAUCAUCACUUUCCCCAAUUUCAAACCCUAACCCUAACGCUUCUUUCAAACUCCUUCCCACCCCUCGCAUCACUCGAUUCGCUCCGUUUCGCGCUUCGUCAUCGCUUCAAUCUUCUGGAAAUGUUCGGAGUAUCAAGUUCUGUCAGUGGUGUGGUGGUUCAACUAAACAUGAUGUACCUGAGGGUGAAGAAAAAUUGAGAGCCAUAUGUACAGUUUGUGAUAAGAUUGCUUAUCAAAAUCCCAAAAUGGUAGUUGGUUGCCUCAUUGAACAUGAUAAUAAAGUCCUCCUUUGCAAGAGGAAUAUUCAACCAUCUCAUGGUCUUUGGACGCUUCCCGCUGGCUAUUUGGAAAUUGGAGAGUCAGCUAUGGAAGGUGCUGUAAGGGAAACAAGGGAGGAAGCAAAUGCAGAUGUAGAAGUAAUUUCUCCCUUUGCUCAAUUGGACAUUCCUUUAAUUGGCCAAACAUACAUGAUAUUCUUAGCAAAGCUGAAGAAGCCCCAUUUUUCACCCGGUCCAGAAUCAUCAGAAUGUCAACUUUUUUCACUUGAUGAUAUACCUUUUAAUUCUCUAUCCUUUUCAUCAAUGGUGGUUACCUUGAGUUUGUAUGUUGAGGAUAUCAAGGCUGGCAAGCCCAAAUUUCAUUAUGGAACCAUUAACAAAAGACCGGGUACAAGUCCUUCUGAUAUUCGCGCCUACACACUGGAUCAUCACAUGUACACAUGAGACAUGAUAAACGGGUUACAGUAAAGUCAGUGGAUAUUUGAAGAUUGUUACUAGAAGAAAUUUAAAAUCUGCUAGCCAGAAGAUUGCUGUGUCUUCCGCAGAGACCCGAGCAUUCCUGGCUUAAGUUUACCAUUUGUCAAAAGACAGACAGACAGUGUUUCAGUUUAAGAAACAACCAUUGUGCUUGAUGCCAACAAAUUCCUGGUGGAUUCUUAGUUUGAUAGAUUGUUGCUAUUGUAGGAGUAAGAUGGAGACUUGUUUUGGCCUAAUGGCUUUGCCAAAAUUGUAAACAUAAACAUUCUUCAUGAUAAAUGAAAUUCUUUUUUUUUUA
Messenger RNA from Vicia villosa (hairy vetch), 1199 nucleotides. Its product is annotated as nudix hydrolase 23, chloroplastic. NCBI's taxonomy places the organism in Eukaryota, Viridiplantae, Streptophyta, Magnoliopsida, Fabales, Fabaceae. The record is from RefSeq and is a predicted model, not a curated record. Bases 56 to 868 code for a protein of 270 amino acids. The transcript is spliced from 8 exons. Gene Ontology annotation, molecular function: hydrolase activity.